GUACGUACAUUUGAAGUGGAAGUGUUUAUUUUCAAAUGUUACGGUUACCGUACAUUUUCAUCUGGAUGUAUAACGUGGCCAUUAAUACACACCGAAUAAUUCCAUUUACAUGUACCUAGCUGUGCACUAGCAAUAACAAUACUGGAGACUAGUACCGUCCGUGGACCUGUUUCGGUGGUUGCGUCGUUUGAAAAUAUUGGAAAAUAAAAAUCAAUAAACACUUCACACAAGAAGCCACCAUUUGGCAACUUUGAGAAAGCCCCUGGGAAAAAAAAUGGUGGUAAAUAACCUUAUGACAGUAAAGGGUGAAUAACUCUUCAUGUUUAUACUCCUCCAGAAGCGAAUGUUUUAAAGUUAUUUGCAAAGGAAUAACUACUUUGAUUUUUGCUGAUCAUUUUGAAGAACGUUACAGUUCAAGCAUAUUUUUUAUUAUUAUUGUUGUUAUUAUUAUUAUUAUUAUACCAUGGAAAAAGGCUAUUCGCUCGGAAUAGAUUUAGGGACUUCUUCAGUAAAAGUAUGUUUGGUUGAAAGAGCCAGUGGCAAUUUGCUCAAGUCCUUUUCAGAAAACACAUCGGCAUGGAUCAACAGCGAUAUUGGGGUUUUAGGACAUGAACAAGAUGUCAGUAAAAUAUUUAUAGCACUACAUAAAUGCCUGUCUCAGCUAUCAGUGUCUGAACAAAGUGAAAUAAAAGGCAUUGGGGUCACCGGGCAGAUGCAUGGAUGUGUUCUGUGGAAGUCCAACACCACUCCAUGGUACACACAUGAUGAAUGUAAUAACCUAACACUGACUUCAGAACAUAUAAGUCCACUUUACACUUGGAUGGAUCAACGGUGUACAUUAGAUUUUUUGCAUUCAUUACCAAAAGCUGUUUCACAUUUGAAGAUUGCAACAGGUUAUGGAUGUGCAACCAUGUUUUGGCUUCAGAGAACUAGGCCAAAAUUCUUCAGCAAUGAUGAAAAAAGAUAUGAUGUGUCUGGAACUGUCAUGGAUCUCUUAGUUGCAGCGCUGUGUAACCUUGACAAACCAGUGACUUCAAAUCAGCUAGCAGCUAGCUGGGGGUAUUUCGACACUGUUCAGAAUCGGUGGAACAGUGACAUAUUAAAGAAGGGUGGAUUUCCUGUUGAUCUUCUUCCAGAAGUAGUGGAUUGUGGGUCAGUGGUGGGUCACACAGGUCACCAGUGGGGUCACAUUGCAGUGGGAACACCGGUCUAUGCAGCUCUGGGCGAUGUUCAGUGUGCAUUUCUCUCAGCCCAGCAAGAAAUAACAGAUGCUGUGUUGAAUAUCGGUACAUCUAUGCAGAUGGGAUUUGUUUUAAAGGGAAACAAUCUGAAUCCAUUCCGUUUUCCAAGUUAUCCAGAAAGUGUGGAUUAUUUCCCUUACUUUGAUGGCCAGUAUUUGGCACUGGCUGCCAGUCUGAAUGGUGGAAAUGUGGUGUCUGAGUUUGUAACCAUGCUACAAAGCUGGUUCAGCGAAUUUUCUUUCAGUGUUUCUGAAGAAGAUGUGUGGAGGAAGCUUCUAUCAUUAGCAGGUGUCGCAGAGGACAACGGGCUUAAAAUCCAACCAACUAUAUUUGGUGAGCGCUAUCAACCAGACGAACAUGGCAGUGUUGUGGGCAUCACAAACAGCAACACAUCCCUCGGUCAGACAUUCAAAGCAGUUUGCGACGGAAUCAUAGACAACCUUGACCGUAUGAUGCCUUGUGACUUUGUCAAGUGUAAUGGCGUCAGACGUAUUCUAGCCUGUGGAAAUGUUGUGGCCCAGAAUUCAGUCAUUCGAAGGAGACUGGAAGAUGUGUAUCAUAAGAUUCCUAUUCAUUAUGGCCAGUGUGGAAAUUCUGCCUUUGGAGCUGCAAAAGUUGUUAAAUAACAAGGGCAGACCCUGGAAAUAUUUUAGGGAGGGGAUCAAGGGAAAAAGGGAACAUGGACUCCUGAAAAGGGCACCUCAUUAAAAUUUUGACCCAUGAAAUGAAAAUUGUAAACAAAUUGUUUUUAUAAGGGAGAGCUGGAAUUAGUUUAAUGGGGACAGGACUCACCCCCCCCCCCCCCCCCCCCCCCCCUUUGGUCCACCCUUGAAUAAAAUAUCUAUGUGAAUAAAUAAAAUAUUUUGAUGUUAUUGAAAUUAUUAUCAGGGUAUUUAUUAUCUUUGAAGGUGUGAGUGUUUGACAUUUUCAUUUCAUUUCAACUUAUUUUCGUGCUUAUAUCCAAUCAAGGUUCAAGCACGCUGUCCUGGGAACACUUCAGCUAUCUGGGCUGUCUGUCCAGGACAGUGGGUUAGUUGUUAG
Messenger RNA from Gigantopelta aegis, 2282 nucleotides. Its product is annotated as sedoheptulokinase-like. Gene Ontology annotation, molecular function: sedoheptulokinase activity. Bases 464 to 1867 code for a protein of 467 amino acids. Gene Ontology annotation, biological process: carbohydrate metabolic process. The transcript has 4 exons. The record is from RefSeq and is a predicted model, not a curated record. Gene Ontology annotation, cellular component: cytosol. Lineage: Eukaryota; Metazoa; Mollusca; Gastropoda; Neomphalida; Peltospiridae.